Molecule: messenger RNA, 1664 nt
Organism: Pelobates fuscus (common spadefoot toad)
Lineage: Eukaryota; Metazoa; Chordata; Amphibia; Anura; Pelobatidae
Gene: BCKDHA
Product: branched chain keto acid dehydrogenase E1 subunit alpha
Exons: 9
Coding region: 11-1300 (429 amino acids)
Biological process (GO): branched-chain amino acid catabolic process
Molecular function (GO): oxidoreductase activity, acting on the aldehyde or oxo group of donors, disulfide as acceptor
Source: RefSeq, a predicted model, not a curated record
UCCGGGCAAAAUGGCGGCUCUGAGGGCAAUACUGCGACUCCGGGGGCCGGGAGGAUGGAGCAGGGGGAGAACGGCUGUCCGUUUUCGCAGCGAGUUCACGUCACUGGAGGAGAAGCCGCAGUUCCCAGGAGCCUCUGCAGAGUUUGUGGAGUCGUUGGAAUUCAUCCAGCCCAAUGUAAUUUCUGGGAUCCCCAUCUAUCGGGUGAUGGACCGACAGGGCCAAAUCCUCAACCCGCAAGAAGACCCACAUAUCCCUAAAGAGAAGGUUCUUAAGUUUUACCACACAAUGACUCUACUGAAUACCAUGGACAGGAUCCUGUACGAGUCUCAGAGACAGGGAAGAAUAUCUUUCUAUAUGACAAACUAUGGUGAGGAAGGGACCCAUGUGGGCAGCGCUGCUGCAAUGAAUGAUACCGAUAUUGUUUUUGGACAAUACAGAGAAGCUGGAGUAUUGAUGUACCGUGGUUAUCCCUUGAACCUCUUCAUGUCUCAGUGUUACGGCAAUGCUAACGAUCCAGGGAAAGGGCGGCAAAUGCCCGUACAUUAUGGCUGCAAAGAUCUGCAUUUUGUAACAAUCUCCUCGCCGCUGGCGACACAGAUUCCUCAAGCUGUGGGUGCGGCUUACACACUGAAACGUGAGAAUGCUGACCGCGCUGUCAUCUGCUAUUUCGGAGAGGGAGCCGCUAGCGAGGGAGACGCCCACGCAGCUUUCAACUUCUCCGCCACCCUCGAAUGUCCCAUAAUCUUCUUCUGCAGAAACAACGGCUAUGCGAUAUCGACCCCGACAUCCGAACAGUACCGCGGCGAUGGUAUUGCUGCACGUGGUCCUGGCUACGGUAUCAUGUCUAUUCGAGUGGACGGUAAUGAUGUCUUUGCCGUGUACAAUGCCACAAAAGAGGCAAGACGUCGGGCAGUGGCAGAGAAUCAGCCUUUCUUGAUCGAAGCUAUGACUUACAGGAUCGGGCACCAUAGCACCAGUGAUGACAGCUCUGCUUAUCGCUCGGUAGAUGAGGUUAAUUAUUGGGACAAACAGGACCAUCCGAUCUCACGGCUCCGUCACUACAUGUUACACAAAGGCUGGUGGGACGAGGAGCAGGAGAAAAUAUGGAGGAAGAAGUCACGGAAGAUGGUAAUGGAAGCAUUUGAAGAGGCAGAACGCGCAAAAAAACCGAAGCUAGAGCACAUGUUUACCGAUGUGUAUUCAGAGAUGCCACCACAGCUGAAAAAACAGCAAGACUCUCUAAUGAAACAUCUGAAGGUUUACGGGGAACAUUACCCCCUGGACAACUACGAAAAGUAAUCAUUUUAUUGUGAGAGCAGAGACAGUCCAACACUACAUAUACCCGGAUAAUCUGUUACAGUGUCUGACCGAGAUGCCUCCAUUUUCUUUUCAAAGGAAGAAUCAUUUUUGGAUUGUAAAUACGAGUUAGGGAGAUGUGCUUUCUGGUUUUAGAAAUAGCUUAACACCAUGGUGACAAUUGACUUUGUGUGAUUUCAGAGGCAGAUUGCCAAGAAAGGCAGAGCAGACUCGGUGACAUAGUUUAUUUGGGACAAAGAAAACGAUAUUAUGGAUUCCAAUCAAUGUAUCUUAGUUUGGUGGAGGAACAUUAAAGAGAUUUCACUGAAUUUUCGUUUUCUUUUUAAAUAAAGGACCCUUAAUUCUA